Brassica rapa (field mustard) is the source of this 2264-nucleotide messenger RNA. RefSeq names its product GDT1-like protein 5. Gene Ontology annotation, molecular function: calcium ion transmembrane transporter activity; manganese ion transmembrane transporter activity. Gene Ontology annotation, cellular component: Golgi apparatus. NCBI's taxonomy places the organism in Eukaryota, Viridiplantae, Streptophyta, Magnoliopsida, Brassicales, Brassicaceae. The record is from RefSeq and is a predicted model, not a curated record. Gene Ontology annotation, biological process: manganese ion transmembrane transport; Golgi calcium ion transport; calcium ion transmembrane transport.
UUGUUUUCAUAAAUACAAUAUGAGGUAUUUGACACAAAUAAUAUUUUUCUGAACAUUCCUCUUUCUUUCUGCAUUCCAUAUGCAUAAAAAAUCAUUAAUGUGCAUUUAUAUUUCUCUUUUAACUCUCAGUAUCAGCUUCUUCUCUCUGAAUCCUCUCCAUGAAAUCUCUUUUUCAUCCCUAGUUCUUCUGUUACGUUAUUAUUGUACAUAUUCUUUAUCAAAUCUCAUCAUUAUAUUCUCAUUUUAAUCUUUUGUAGAUCUGGAAAAAGAAGAAUCAGAGGGAAUAAAAGAAGAAACAAAGAAAACAGAGAAAGAAACAGAAGAGGGGAGAUUAUAUAGAUGAUUUGUGAAUAAAAAAGCGGAUAAAAGAACUAGAGACAGGAAAAAAGUUUCAUGAAAAUGAAAAUGAAAAUGAGAAGAGAAGAACAUGAUGAUUGAAAAAGAAUCUGUAGUAGAUUCAUGAAUAAGAAGAAACUAAAAGAAGAUGAAUAAUGCUCUUAGGACAUUUCCGAUCUCAAUCUAUUUUUUGCACUAAAAUAGAUUUUACCGUAAAAAUAUUUCAAUAGUAUUUUAUUUUUACUUUAUAAUAGAGUAAGAAAUAAAUUUACUCUCUAUAUAGAAUAAUUUUUUUAUAUUUUUGUUCAUAACUCUAUUUUGCAUUAGAGUAUAAUUCAAUUCUAUUAUAAAAUUACUUAAUUUUAUAAUAAAAAAUAAAGUAAACUAUUGAAAAUGGUCUUGUAGAUGCAUAGAUUAAUAACCUGUUUCACAAUUAGAGACUGAAACAUUAAUUAUUAACUGGUCUCUUAAUUAGCGACUAGUUACAUUGAUUGCAUACUAACCGAUUUCAUAAUCAUUGAACCACACAAGUGUUCUAAUGUAUAUACCACACUUUUUUUGGGAUAAAUCAUAUAUUUGCUGAUAUAUACUCUAUUAUCCGUAUUUUCAUUUUGAAAAUGUUAUUGAACUCCACAUGUUGAGAUUAUUGUUGUGUUUUAGUUUUAGGAAUCGUAGUCUACAAUUUGGGUUUAGAAGUUAGGGGUUUUGGGUUUAGUGCUAAGUCUUCAGGGUUUAGAUUUUAAUAUCCAGGAUUUAACAUAGCCUUUAUGGACGCAAACGUCUUUUCUCAGUAACUCUGUAGCGCACUCUCUUCCCUCUCAGUAGAUCACUCCCCGCCUGGAAAAGAUGGAAACUUUCGGAGCCAUGAGCUCGGUUUUGCAGGGUUUUACGAAGUCAUUCUUCAAGAUUGAAUUCUCGGAGGUUGGUGACAAAACGUUUUGCGUUGCAGCUAUUCUGGCAAUGCGUAAUCCGAGGAGACUUGUGUUGGCUGGUUGCGUAUCUGCUUCAAUUGUCACGACUAUCCUCUCUGCUACACUUGGAUGGGCUGCUCCUGAUCUGAUCUCUCGCCAAUGGACGCAUCACAUUACAACUUUGUUGUUUUUUGGUUUUGGGCUGUGGUUUCUUUGGUACGGUUUUAAACAAGGAGGAGGACUUCUUCUUCAUCAGAUUUUGAUGUCAUCAGAGGGUGAAAUUUUGAGGGUUUAUACUUUGUUGGCAGGAGGGGCGCAGAAACACCAUUUCUUGUUCAUUCUAAAACAAAAAAAAAAGAAGCAGAAAAGGCCUUUCUUCACACGAUUCUUCUCUCCAAUUUUUCUCAAGGCGUUUUUGUUUACUUUCUUUGCUGAAUUUGGUGACAAGAGUCUGCGUACUACAAUACGUUUAGCUGCAGAUGAAAAUCCAUUUGGAGUGGUUCUUGGUGGAGUUGUCGCACAGCUAUUCUGCACCACUGUUGCUUUGUUAAGAGUAAAGUUCUUGCCGCCUCAGAUGUUGUCCGAGGAAAAAGUUGAACUUGCUGGUAGAAUGCUUUUCCUUGGCUUUGGUAUCCAAUCGUUUCUUACUUCUGUUGACAUCUUAUUCUUUCUCCCCUCUCUUUAUGGUAUAAAUCUUAAUCCUAAUAUAUCAUCAGUCAUUUUUUUUUUUUAAAUGAUCUUCUAUCUUCGUCUACUGGGUCUGUGAAAAUGCAGGUUUCUAAGCAGAGCUGAAGAUGACGAUGAAGAACGUCAUUAGUUUCUUAGAUUUUUUAGUCAAUUAAAACUAGAUGCUUACUAGCGUCAACUACAAAACAUAUGUGUAAUAUUUUCUUAGUAUAUCUAUCUUGUUUAAAAUCUCAUCAGUUUUUCAUUUUCCUACCUUUUUAGUGUUUUUGACCAUUAGCUUAGCUUUUUUUUGCUAGUGACUUUCAACUAAUAACAGCUCAUCCAUCUUAA